This is a messenger RNA of Labeo rohita (rohu), 1605 nucleotides long. RefSeq names its product thymic stromal cotransporter homolog. Gene Ontology annotation, biological process: transmembrane transport. Gene Ontology annotation, cellular component: membrane. The coding region runs from base 5 to 1438 and encodes 477 amino acids. The record is from RefSeq and is a predicted model, not a curated record. Lineage: Eukaryota; Metazoa; Chordata; Actinopteri; Cypriniformes; Cyprinidae. The transcript is spliced from 5 exons. Gene Ontology annotation, molecular function: transmembrane transporter activity.
UCUCAUGGUAGACGCAUUUACAAGCAGCAACAAGUUACCUUUUAAAAUCGCUUUCGCUUCAAUAACACAGCUUCCUUUCUGCAUUAAACUGAGUUCAGUGCCAAGCGGGGCUUUCCACUCUUUGAUCACAAUUAAAAUCAAUUUCCAGUGGAUAAAAUCCUUUAAGCCAAAAGUCACAGUCUCAAGCUCGCAUUCUGCUAAUCAAAUGGGGGCCAUUUUGACUUUGGUGGAGCCGGUGGUUGUCAUCAAUAAACUGGGGACGUCCUUCUUUGAGAUGGCUCUCACACAGACCAUCUACAACCAGUCACUGAAGACAACAGAAGGAGACAGUGAUCGGGCGCAGGCGUUAUCCUCACGCUUUCUUCUUAUUCAGAGUGUUCUGUCCUCUGUGGCAGCCAUGUUGUCCAUUAUACCACUGAGCCGUAUGGCAGACCGUCAUGGACCUAAAGUCUUCCUGGUGGCCUCUCAAAUGGGUUCGGUUUUGGGUAUGUUUAUGCUUGUCAUCUUCAUGUACUGUGAGGUUCCUCUGGAGUUCCUGUACUUGGGUUCUCUGCUGCACGGUUUGAGCGGUGGCGGGCCGAUGUUUUGGGCCGGGGUGGCUGCUCUGGCAUCUCUAAGCUCGGAGCAAGGCAAGCGCACUCUUAAACUCAACAUCGUGGACUUUUGUUUUGGGGUCGCAGGGGUAGUUGGCGGUCUCCUGUCUGGAUAUCUGUAUCAGAUGGGACCGUCAAUUCUCCUCCUGACAGCAAUUAUGGUCAGCAUUGUGGCGUUACUGUACACUGUGUUCGGCCUCACUGAUUCAAGACAUUCCCUAUCUGAGAAUGAGCCGUUGCUGACUGAAUCCGAAAGUGGGAAAACGAUGGAUCGAGUGUCUGUAGGCAUGCUGAUGACAGCCAUGGUGUUGUUCAUGCUAGGCAUGGUAGGGGCAGAAAAUGUGCUCCAGCUCUUUGUGCUGAAGCCCCCUCUGAGCUGGGACUCAGUUUGGGCUGGAUAUGGGAGGGCCGCCACCAGCGCGAUGUAUCUCAGUAGCUUCUUAGGGGUCCUGUGUCUGUUCAAUGUGUUGGGAGACACAGCCCUCACUCUGCUGGGAAUCGUGUCCAACUGUACUGGGAUGGCAAUCAUGGCAUUCGCUAUAGAAAGCUGGGUCUACUUUCUGGCUAGAGGAAUCAUGUUGUUUGCCUGCGUUCCCAUGCCAACACUGCGAGCCAUGCUGUCCAAGAAUCUGCAUCCUCAGCAAUACGGGCGAGUUUUUGGGCUGCUCCAGCUGGUUCUGGCUGUGACUGAUCUCUUGUCUAACGUCUUUUUCACCUCCAUUUACCCUCUGACUCUCGGCUGGUUCAGUGGCUUCUGCUUCCUCCUCUCCUGUGCCAUUAGUUACAUCAGUGCCGUCCCUAUCAUUUACCAAAGUGGCAGAGACCUGAGACUUGGAUCCAUUUGAGAUGUUAAACACUUACAUGAAAAUCUGUCUGUUGUUAUUUUGUUUCAGUACUAUGGAGCCCCUUAGGAAAUGGUGAGGUGUAUAGUUUUAGGUCUUAAUAUAAAAUAUUAUUAGCAUUAGGACUGGACACAUGAAGUGUCAGUUGUAAAAUGUUUUUUAUUCUUAGA